UUCCCGACCCAGGGAUCGAACCCACAUCUCCUGUGUCUCCUGCACUGACAGGCAGAUCCUUUACCACUGCGCCACCUGGGCAUUCCACGAACAGGGAGACAUAUUGCGAAAAGCUUGUGAUCAGGCCCAUAGAAGCACAGAGCUCCUGCUCCAUUUUUGAGUGGCUCGUGUUGGUGAGUAAGAUGAGGCUCAAGGGGUACUGAGUUGCAGGAGCUCACCCAGCAGGCCUCAACUGCGACAGCCGCUGUGCUCCCGGUGCCGGUGCCGGUGCCGGGCACCAAGACUGGUGCCUCCUACGGCCUAGUGCCUUCUGCCUGCAUCACCCGCCAAGCCCUACCCGGCCAUCUUCAACGUGUUUCACACCGAGGGCUUAGCUCCUCUCCCGUUUGCUUGGAGCAGGCCCACCCUUAAGGAAGGGGUGAUGGAAGGGCCCCUGAAGGAUGGGGAUGAGUCUCCAGAGUCCCACGGCCAUGCCACCGACUGGAGAUUUGCUGUGUGCAGUUUCAGAGAUGCCUGGGAUGAGGGGGAACCUGCUCCCCAGAUGCAGGCUAAGAACCCCCAUCCUCCAAGCCCACCAUCAGGGGCAGCCCAGGGGGAGGAGCUCCAGGGCAGCCCUCUGCCUGGUGAACUUCAGUCACCCACAGGACAGAUGUUUGCAGAUAAGUCGGGGCAUGGCCAGAAGGGCACAUUAAGAGGGUCUUCUGUCCACAUGAAGGAACCAGCCUCCCCUGGAGUAGAGAUCCUCCUAAGUCCAAUGUCUUCCCACCUUAGUCUGGCACAGGGUGAGAAUGACAGCCAAGGAGGAGACUUGGCAGGGGACUCAGUUUCAGGCAGGGUCAUGCCAGUCCGCUUGGACCCUGAAGGGUUGGACAGUGACUCUGUGAACCAUGGAGGUCUUUUAUCUGAGACAUCAUCAGAACUACUGGAGGCAGACUCCCACAGAUCCAGGCUCUUGAAGUCCACUGACUACCUCCUGGCCCAAGACCUUGCCUGGGAGCUACUUGCCAGUGGCAUGGCUGCCCUGCCAGGGACUCGAGAUGUGGAAGGCCGGGCAGUGCUGCUUCUGUGUGCCCAUAACUCAGCCUGGAAUCACCCCAAGUGCAACAGCCAUGAGCUUGUCCGCCUCCUGCUCUACUUGCAAAGCAUCCCCAGGCCCAAAGUACAGACCUUGGGACUGACCGUGCUAGUGGAUGCCCGGAUUUGUUCCCCAAGCUCUUCCAUAUUCUGGGGGCUCAGCCAACUGCAAGAAGCAGUCCCGGGAUCAGUGCACCGUGUGCUGCUGGUGGGAAAGCUGCCGGAGGAAGUGCCUGCAGGGCUACAGUUAGAGCAUCUCUCCUCUCACCAAAGCCUGCUGACCCACAUCUCCACCUCAGAGUUGCUCACUUCACUAGGAGGAGGCCUGCCUUACUGUCACCAGGCUUGGCUGGACUUCCGGAUGCGUCUGGAAGCCCUCCUGCAGAGCUGCCAGGUAGUUUGUGCCCUGCUUCAGGGAGCCAUUGAGAGCAUGAAGGCUGUGCCCCAGCCCGUGGAGUCUGGGGAAGUCGGUCGACUGUUGCGGCAGGCACGGGUCCUGAUGGAGCAUGUGCUAGGCUCUCCACGGUUGGCAUGGCUACAAUGCCAGGGAGCCUUGGAGCUGACGUGGCUAAAGCAAGAGGUCCCAGAGGUAACCCUGAGCCCAGACUACAGGUCAGCGGUGGACGAGGUUGAGGAGCUGUAUGGCCGCGUGGAUGGAUUGCUGCACCAACUGACACUGCAGGGUAACCGCCGAAUACAAGCACUGGAGUUGGUCCAGACGCUGGAGGCCCAGGAGGGCGAGCUGCACCAGAUGGAAGUAUGGCUUCAGCAGGUGGGCUGGCCAGCACUUGAGGAGCCCAGGGAGCCUUCACUGGACAUGCUGCUUCAGGCCCAAGGCCCUUUUCGGGAGCUGGACCAGAUUGCUCAGGAACAGGUCAGGCGAGGGGAGAAAUGUCUGCAGCCACUGGUUGGCUGUGAUGCAGCCGAACUGGGCCCCUUUGGGGCCCGCUUUCUGACCCUGCAAACCCAGCUGGCCGACUUCUCUAGGGCCUUGGCCCAGCGGCGGCAGCGACUGGCAGAUGCCGACAGACUCUUGCAGUUCUUCAAGCAGGCCUUGACCUGGGCCGAGGAGGGGCGGCAGGUGUUGGCAGAGCUGGAACAGGAGCGCCCAGGGGUUGUGCUGCAGCGGCUGCAGCUGCAUUGGACCAAGCACCCGGACCUGCCUCCUGCCCACUUCCGAAAGAUGUGGGCUUUAGCCACAGGGCUGGGAUCUGAGGGUAUUCGCCAGGAGUGCCGCUGGGCCUGGGCGCAGUGCCAGGACACCUGGCUGGCCCUGGAUCAGAAGUUAGAAGCUGCUCUGAAGUCACCCCCGACGGGUAGCACAGCUAGCCUGUGUGUCAGCCGGGUCCCAGCGGUACCUGCUGUCCCUCCCCUGAGGAAGGCCUAUAGCCUUGAUCAGAAUCUGGGAUUGAGUCUCAGAGAACCUGCCCACCAGUGCCACCCUGAGGCCAUUGUACCUGCCUGCCACAGACGAGAGGCUGGAGGUGGUGCCCAGUCAGAGUCAUGCCCCACUGUGCCUCCUCCUGGGAGCUGUGACCCCAGGAGCCCCAACAGACUUCAGCUGGUGCUGGCAGAGAUGGUGGCUACGGAGCGGGAAUAUGUCCGUGCCCUGGACUACACCAUAGAGAACUACUUCCCUGAGCUGGAUCGCCCUGAUGUGCCCCAGGGCCUCCGUGGCCAGCGUGCCCAACUCUUUGGCAACCUGGAGAAGCUGUGGGACUUCCACCGCCAUUUUUUCUUGCGUGAGCUGGAGGCCUGCACCCAGCACCCGCCCCGGGUGGCCUAUGCCUUCCUGCGCCAUAGGGUGCAGUUUGGGAUGUACGCACUCUACAGCAAGAAUAAACCGCGCUCCGAUGCCCUGAUGACCAGCUAUGGUCACGUCUUCUUCAGGGACAAGCAGCAGGCACUGGGGGACCACUUGGACUUGGCCUCCUACCUGCUGAAGCCUAUCCAGCGCAUGAGCAAGUAUGCGCUGCUGCUGCAGGAGCUGGCGCGGGCUUGUGGGGGACCCGCACAGGAGCUGAGUGCCCUGCGGGCUGCCCAGAGCCUCGUGCACUUCCAGCUGCGACACGGCAAUGACUUGCUAGCCAUGGAUGCCAUCCAGGGCUGUGACGUCAACCUCAAGGAACAGGGCCAGUUGGUCCGGCAGGAUGAGUUCACAGUCCGCUGUGGGCGCCACAAAUCCCUGCGUCGCAUUUUCCUCUUUGAGGAGCUAUUGCUCUUCAGCAAGCCUCGCCGAGGACCCACAGGCAUCGACAUGUUUACCUACAAGCGGUCCUUCAAGAUGGCAGAUCUUGGCCUCACUGAGUGCUGUGGGAACAACAACCUGCGCUUUGAGAUCUGGUUUCGCCGUCGCAAGGCUAGGGACACCUUUGUGCUGCAAGCCGCCAGCUUGGCCACCAAGCAGGCCUGGACAGCUGACAUCUCCCGCCUGCUCUGGAGGCAGGCCAUCCACAACAAGGAGGUGCGCAUGGCUGAGAUGGUGUCUAUGGGUGUGGGGAACAAGGCCUUCCAGGACAUCGCCCCCAGCGAAGAAGCUAUCAAUGACCGCACCGUCAACUAUAUCCUGAAGUGCCGAGCAGUUCGCUCUCGGGCCUCCAUUGCUGUGGCUCCCUUUGACUCUGACAGCCCCUACCUGGGGGCCUCAGGCGCCCUUCCUGGAGAUCCUGCCUCUUGCUCUGUACUGGGGUCCCUCAACCUGCAUCUGCACAGAGACCCAGCUCUUCUGGGCUUCCGCUGGCCCCUGUAUUCCACCAGUUUCCCAGAGGAAGUGGCACUGGAGACUGAUGCCGAACUGGGCAGCCAGCCAUCUUUGACUCCUGAGGACUCAGAGGUUUCCUCCCAGUGCCCAUCAGCCAGUGGCUCCAGUGGCUCAGACAGCAGCUGUGUGUCAGGGCAGAUCCUGGGCAAGGGCCUGGAGGACUUGUCCUACGUCUGAGCCUGGGCUUGAAGGUGGGCAGUGGAUCCAGGAGUCUUUAGAUCCAAGGAGCAUCACUUCCCUGGAGAUCUGCUACGACGAGGCCAUGGGCAGCACCUGGGUCACCUCCAGCCCAUAUGCACAGUCCUGUCAACCACCCAUUCUGAUGUCCGUGUCCAUUGGACAGAUUGGCAAUGACCUCUCCAGGGGAUUCUGGCAGCAGAGCCUAAAUAAGCACCCUCAUUUUGGGUUCCUGGCCCAUGUCCCCUUCUGUCCCCAUCUUCUCCCACCCAGAGCAGAAGGUGGAUGUUUAUUUCUAUGCUGUAGGCUAGUGGGAUGUUGAGUGGCUCUGGUAGUGACUAAGCUGCCCCACCCUUCAGGAGGAACAGAGGUGGGUUCCUCGCCACUGCUUCCCAACUCCGGGUCUCAAAGCCAGGCUCAUCCCUGCUGGACUCUUCCUCUUGCAUGCCCUAGCUCCCCAGUCCAGUUUGGUUACAUGGACUCAGAGGUUUUUGAAUAGCUUUCAGUUAGAGUUGUAUAAGAUUAUUUCACUGGUUGUAAGGUAUUUGGUUCUCAGAGAUGGAGUCCAGAC
Molecule: messenger RNA, 4583 nt
Organism: Budorcas taxicolor (takin)
Lineage: Eukaryota; Metazoa; Chordata; Mammalia; Artiodactyla; Bovidae
Gene: PLEKHG4
Product: pleckstrin homology and RhoGEF domain containing G4
Exons: 24
Coding region: 422-4012 (1196 amino acids)
Molecular function (GO): guanyl-nucleotide exchange factor activity
Source: RefSeq, a predicted model, not a curated record